Molecule: messenger RNA, 890 nt
Organism: Rhododendron vialii
Lineage: Eukaryota; Viridiplantae; Streptophyta; Magnoliopsida; Ericales; Ericaceae
Product: stigma-specific STIG1-like protein 1
Exons: 1
Coding region: 92-604 (170 amino acids)
Source: RefSeq, a predicted model, not a curated record
CUACCAAAAAAACUAACUCAGUCCCCGGCUUCCUCUCUAGAUCUCCACCCCCACCCCCACCCCCACCCUCUCUCUCAUCACCUUCAUAGCCAUGAAGGUGAUAACCCUAAUCCUCAUCAUAGCCAUGACCAUGGCACUAUCCAUCGCUGUCACCAUCAAAAGCACCAUGGACGAGGAAGAGAAACCGUAUUUCGAUCCGAUCGAAAGUACUACUCCAACCACCUCCUCGUCGCCAGACGAGCCCUUCCCGUUGCAGGAAAACGCGAGGAUGCCCUCGAAAAGGGUGAGUCGAUUCCUAGUUGAACAGAGCACUGCUCCCGCGCGAACAUACGCCUACAACGUGUGCCAGAAGAACCAGAUUAAUUGCGUUUCCGUAAGUACAUCAGGGCAUACCAAGAACUCCACGUGCUGCAACCUGAAGUGCGUGCACUUACAGUCCGACCGCAGAAACUGCGGUUUGUGCGGUUUCGUGUGCCCGUUCCCUAAAGUUUGCUGCGGGGGAGUGUGCGUGAACAUAGCUACCGACGUGAACCAUUGCGGGCUGUGCCACAAUGUGUGUGGCCAGCGUCUGGCUUGCCUAUAUUCGAUGUGUAAUUACGCUUGAGGGGUAAUUUGGUCAUGAGAGAAUUGGUAAAUUAUGUGUUGUUAAUUAAUAUUCAUACAGUGUUUUAAUAAAAUGCCACGUUUGUGUGGUAUAUAUACUAUCUGUAAGAUUACUUAUCAAAAAAAAAAUGCUAUCUGUAAGAUUUAUUUUUGCUUUGUAUCGAUAGAUCCGCUCGCAGGGAUUUUUUCGCAAAAGUAUAUACAAGUGUGUGUGUGUCUAUAUAUAUAUAUAUAUAUAUAUGAGAUUGGGGGACAUAUAUGGAAUUAAAGUACGCGUUUAUAUGUGA